Molecule: messenger RNA, 1261 nt
Organism: Closterium sp. NIES-67
Lineage: Eukaryota; Viridiplantae; Streptophyta; Zygnematophyceae; Desmidiales; Closteriaceae
Source: the annotation of a GenBank genome assembly
CUUCCGACGCAACAAGAAUCGCUUCAAUCGGAGCAAGAACGCGAAAGCUAUGAAGAUUCAAAGUUCAUGAGCUUGCGUUACAAUUGCGGCGGUUACAAAGUGAAGUUGUAGGGUCCAAGGGCGUGGAAACUACUACGCGAUGUGAUUCAGCCCAACACUCUCCUGAUGGUGAUCGUGCUCGAGAAGGAAAUUGCUGCCAUCUCCAUGCGACCAGGGGACGAUGCGAAGCCGGUCCUUGACAAGAUCAAGGACACCUAUGCAAGGAUGGCAGCAGCGGGCAGCAGUGUAUCUCAGCUGCAGCAGUGCACCAAGAUCAUCUCGGUGUUGGACAACUCUUGGGACAACCUCAUCUCCACCCUCAACUCUCAGCAAGAUCAAUGGAUACCUGAGUGGCUAAGGCAGCAGAUUCUGCAGGAGGACUUCCGCAGACGCCAUAAGUUGGUGAAGGAUGGGAGCCUGAAGGGCUUGGAGGUGCAAGGGGGAGUGAAGGAGAUUGGGAGCUGCCCUACAUGCUUGGAGACCAAGUUCUCCAAGUUCCCCUUCAACAGCACUACAGGACCAGCCAAGACCCCACUUGCACUUGUGCACAUGGAUGUGGUGGGGCCCACAAGAGCCCCUUCCCUCUCAGGCAACCGCUAUUUCUUGACAAUUGUGGAUGACCACACUCGGGCAGUGUGGGUUUACCCUUUCAAGAGCAAGGGGGAGGUGGCAGCGGCUGUCCUAAAGGAGUGGAUGCCUAGAGCUCAGAGGGAAUGCGGACACAAGGUCGCCCUUGUGAAGAACAGGGUGCUGGCUACAGUUGGGGAUAAGGAGUGGAUCCCAUAUGUCAAGUGGUAUGGGAGUGCUCCAGCUGUGAACAUGCUGAGGGCAUUUGGGUGCAUGGUGGUGUUUCAUAUAGUGAAGACCCAUCAGCAGGCAGCAGAUAUUUUCACUAAGCGUCUGGCGGAGGCGGAUCAUUGGAAGGGCAUGAAGCUUGCUGGGAUGAGUGUGCAUUGAGUAUGCAUGCUUGAGAUGUUGGUAUGGUGGAUGAUGGCUGGCAGCCAGAGGGGGAGAUUGUUGUGUGAUGUCAUCAUAUGCUAUCACAUUCUGUCUGCCUCCCAUCCUAUGUUUUCAACUUGCAUGUAUUUCUGAUGAUAGAUCUUGAGAAGAUCUUUCCGACACAACAAGAAUCCCUUCAAUCGGAGCAAGAACGCGAAAGCUAUGAAGAUUCAAAGUUCAUGAGCUUGCGUUACAAUUGCGGCGGUUACAAAGUGAAGUUGUG